AUGGCGUCUAUGAAUGCUAUUGGUGUUUUGAAAGUGCCAUCUUCGUCGAAUGUGGGAAGGAAAGCCAUCCCACGCAACCUCUCAUUCUCGGCAUCACAGCUCUCUGGUGACAAGAUUGCCACAGUUUCAGUUUCUGCAGCUGCAGGAAGAAGAAGCUGCACCCGCAAACCGGUGAUUGUUACUCCGAUGGCCGUUUCUGAUUCCCAGAACUCCCAGACUUGUAUUGAUCCAUACGCUAGCAGAAGUGUUCUUGGCAUUAUACUUGGAGGUGGUGCUGGGACUCGUCUUUAUCCACUGACCAAGAAGUGGGCAAAACCUAUUGUUCCUCUUGGAGCUAACUAUAGGCUAAUUGAUAUUCCUGUAAGCAACUGCCUCAAUAGCAACGUAUCCAAGAUCUAUGUUCUUACGCAAUUCAAUUCUGCAUCCCUGAACCGGCACCUUUCUCGUGCUUAUGCAAGCAACAUGGGUGGCUACAAAAAUGAGGGUUUUGUUGAGGUUCUUGCUGCCCAGCAGAGUCCUGAGAAUCCUAAUUGGUUCCAGGAAUGUCGGCUUGAUUUGCUCCGCAUUAACUUCUUGUGGUCUCAUGGUAUUGCAUACCACUUGGAACUUCUUAAGAUGCUUAUGGGGUCUUCUAUUGCAAGACCAUGA
Gastrolobium bilobum is the source of this 648-nucleotide messenger RNA. RefSeq names its product glucose-1-phosphate adenylyltransferase small subunit 2, chloroplastic-like. NCBI's taxonomy places the organism in Eukaryota, Viridiplantae, Streptophyta, Magnoliopsida, Fabales, Fabaceae. The record is from RefSeq and is a predicted model, not a curated record. Gene Ontology annotation, biological process: glycogen biosynthetic process. Gene Ontology annotation, molecular function: glucose-1-phosphate adenylyltransferase activity. The coding region runs from base 1 to 648 and encodes 215 amino acids. The transcript is spliced from 4 exons.